This is a messenger RNA of Helobdella robusta, 963 nucleotides long. RefSeq lists its product as hypothetical. The coding region runs from base 1 to 963 and encodes 320 amino acids. The record is from RefSeq and is a predicted model, not a curated record. The transcript is spliced from 3 exons. NCBI's taxonomy places the organism in Eukaryota, Metazoa, Annelida, Clitellata, Rhynchobdellida, Glossiphoniidae.
AUGUUUGAAAACGUGAAAAAUCGCGAUGAUGAGAUAUCGUUGCUGAUUACGUCGGGAUUAUGGUUGGUUGUAGGGACUGACUAUUUAGCCGUAAAUUUGUACGAAAAUGUAAAAUUUUGGGAUCCGGGUUGUCCCAGCAACGACUGGACCCCCCAAGAAGGGCAGCCAUCGUAUGUCGAGGGCUUCGAAGCUAACGCAAGCCACGCCGGAACGUACAAAUGUGUCCAUGAUAGGAAGUUAUUCCUGAAAAAUCUUAUCGUUAUAAGCAAGCCAUUGGGAAUAACGGUGACUCCACCAGACAACAUCUUACACGAGAGGAGCCUCACAAUUCGAUGUGCAGUGGAGGCCACAGUCGGAGAGCUCUGGUUCGAAAACUCGCUGACGCUUUCUAAUGUCGGCCUGCUAAUAUAUGGGAGAUACAACGAAACUUAUUUGGAAGAUACUUUUACAGAUAUUCCUGUGUUGGAGGCUUAUUAUUAUGGAUUGGCUGACCGCAGGUUGGAGAAUAACGUUACCUGCCAGUGGACGUUCAAAAAGAAUCAAUUUGAUCAUGAAUUUUUGCACGUUGUCUGGAAGAAAAUUGUGGUUUAUGGUUUGAAAUUUUUUCUCUUGAAUGAAUCAAAAUUAGCACAGCCGAAAUCAAAUUCUCUCCUGCAAACAGAGCCAGUAAAUAAUGUGACGAUUUCACCGCAAGCAGCGACAGUCGGUCGGAGAAUUUAUUGUACAUCAAAUGGCUUCCCACCUGCCGAUACUUACAAAUUGGACUGCUACAGAGCCAACGACACCGCCAUAGAUGAAAACAACAGACAACUUUUUUACGAAAAACACUAUAAUUUUUUCAUUUUCAGGCUGAUGGGCCGAUAUAACUGCAGCUGUCUGGUUCACAAUCAUGUUAAUGAUAUCACCUUCAAAGCUGAAGGACGUCGAAUGCUUCUGAUGCUGCAGGGUAAAGAGUUUUUUUAA